This is a messenger RNA of Xenopus tropicalis (tropical clawed frog), 1349 nucleotides long. It is a transcript of the gene ribc1, whose product is annotated as RIB43A domain with coiled-coils 1. The coding region runs from base 71 to 1210 and encodes 379 amino acids. The transcript is spliced from 8 exons. NCBI's taxonomy places the organism in Eukaryota, Metazoa, Chordata, Amphibia, Anura, Pipidae. The record is from RefSeq and is a predicted model, not a curated record.
ACAAUGGCACACCCAGUUACUAUGACGACUGGAGUGUAUUUGACACAGACAUCUCUUGGGCUAAGCAAACAUGUAUAAGGUGGACUUGCUCCCAGAUCCAAAACAAAUUGCCGCCAUUGAGCGAAGGAGGAACCAAGAGCAGCAAAGACAAAGCCGGAUAUUUAAUGCCAAAUGCCGAACCAUUGGGGUCGAUGUACAGAAACUAGACAAACAGGUGCAGGAGCUGAAGUUGAGAGAAAGUACAGAGAAAGCUAGCAAUGAGGCAUAUGAUGCUGAAAGGCUGCUGAAUGAUAAAAUAGCCCAAAUGCUGGAGCAGAGGCAGGAGCAGUUGGCACACAGCCUAGAGAAAGAUGUGCAAGAAUUCAGGGACCAACAUCAGCAACCUCAUACCCGCAGGGAGUUUGACCUCUAUGACCCUGAAGCCCUGAAGAAGGACCAACCUGCCCGAGUGGGGGAUGAAGACCCAAGGUGUGGGCCGGCCAGCUUGCAGAAAUUGGCUGGAGAAGAUCUGAAUGAGAAGGAGCGGAAAAAGAUGCAGAUGGACCUGACCAAGAAAUGGCUCUCAGAGCAGAUAGAAGAGAGGCAGAGAAUCCAGCACCAGGCAAAAUAUGCAGACAACUUAUAUGACAGGAAGAGGGUAGAACUGGAUGAAAGAGCUCUGCAUCUGAGCACUAUGGAAGAAGAAUGCAGGAAGGCUAUUAGUCUGGCCACCAAAAACUACAAUGAGGCACUGGGACUGGAAGCAUCAGAGGGCAAAAGGCUGAGGAAACAACAGGAACAAGAUGAUAAUUUUGCAGAGAUCUAUAACCACCUCACAGGAGAUAUUUUAACAGAGGACCCUGCUGCUGCCUCCAGUAGUUAUGGACCCCACCGUGUUAUACCUGAUCGCUGGAAGGGAAUGAGCCCCGAGCAGCUCCAAGCUAUACGAGAGACCCAGGAACAACAACGCCAGGAGAAACACAGGUUGAAAGAGCAGGAGAAGCAACUAGAGGCCGAGUGGGACCAGCAGAGGUUUUUGGCAGCCCGGGCAGCAAUGACACUGGAACAGCAAGAACAGGAAAUGAAUAAAGAGCUGAGGAAGAGACUGGAUUUAUAUAACCAGCAGCUGAGCAAAGAGCAGAAAGCACACCUGGAAUACCUGGAGAAGGAAGUAUAUACUAACAACCCCACUGCCCACUUCUUCACUCAGUUUAACACUACCAGUCGCUGACUGUUUGGGACCUUGCCAAGGUGCAGACUUCUGCCUCCAUUCUGACCACGCUGAUGCACCGACCUGGGACCUGGGUCUAUACUUUGCUGUGCUUGUGCCUUUAACAGAUCAAUAAAGUAGAGAUAUUUGGAAAAAAAAA